Neltuma alba is the source of this 1994-nucleotide messenger RNA. Its product is annotated as protein JINGUBANG-like. The record is from RefSeq and is a predicted model, not a curated record. The coding region runs from base 377 to 1693 and encodes 438 amino acids. Gene Ontology annotation, molecular function: protein binding. NCBI's taxonomy places the organism in Eukaryota, Viridiplantae, Streptophyta, Magnoliopsida, Fabales, Fabaceae. The transcript has a single exon.
UAAGGCUCUUAAUUAAGUGGAGAAUUAAUUUACUAAUCUUCUUGUUUUCUUUUUCUUUUUACUGUUGGGCCACUGUAACGAAGAUGAAUAAUACCGUACCGUAAAGAAGCGUAUACGACUCAUCACAGUGGUCCCACUUAAUCUCCCUCGCCUUCCUUCCUUCGUCCGUCCUUCCUUCCUUCCUUCCUUCUCCAUCAUAUGCCCCUCCUCCGCCUUAUUCCAUCCAUCCUCGAACUCACCGUACCAUCUUAUCUCUCUCUCUCUUCCGUCUUCUCUUCUUUUUAAUCUUCCCUCCUUCCCUUCCUUCUUUACGCCAUCCUUUCUUCCUCUUCUCUUCUCUUCUGCAUCUGCAUCAUCUCUUUACAGAGCCUCUGCCAUGCGCAUCCCCUCAUGGCUCGAUUCCUGCUCUUCCACCGCAGCGACAGCCCUCCAAUCUACCAAGAAACCGCCGAUACCUUCCGAUGAUACCAGUUCCUCCGAUUCACCUUCUUCUACCUCUCGGGACACCGCCUGCACCAGCACCACUAGCAGUCUUCAUAGCAACCUCUCCGUUCAGACCCACCCUUCUGUUCCUUCUCUCCAGAAGCUUCCUUCCCGCGGCACCACCUACGUCGUUUCUCAACAUUGCCUUGCUUCUCUAAACCCACACCCCUCUCACCCUCUCACCUGUCUCGCCAUCCACGGCGAUCUCCUUUACGCUGCAUCCUCCCACCACAUCACCGUCUACGAUCGCCGUAGCUGCACCCACCUCCGCUCCUUUGGCUCCCAACGUUCUUCUUCCGGAUCCACUAAGGCCCUUGCGUUUUGCAAUGGCAAGGUCUUCACCACUCACCAGGACUCUAAAAUUCGCGUGUGGAAAUUACUUGAAGAUAAGGGAUACCAGAUGGUCACUGCUCUUCCCACCGUCAACGACCGUCUACGUCGUUUUCUUCUUCCCAAGAACUACGUCGCCGUACGGCGUCAUCGGAAACAGCUCUGGAUCCAGCAUGCAGACGCCGUCACAGGGCUGGCCGUUAAUAACAACAUUAUUUACUCUGUGUCUUGGGAUAAGAGCAUGAAGAUAUGGCGAGCCUGCGAUCUGCGCUGCGUUGAGUCAGUGAAAGCUCACGAGGACGCCGUGAACGCGGUGGUUGUAUCCAAAGACGGAACGGUGUACACAGGAUCCGCGGAUAAACGGAUUCGGGUAUGGAGCAAACAGGACGGAGAGAAAAGGCACUCGUUGAUAGCGACGUUGGAGAAGCACAAGUCGGCGAUAAACGCCUUGGCGUUAAACGAAGAAGGGUCGGUGCUGUUUUCCGGUGCGUGCGACCGUUCGAUAUUGGUGUGGGAGAGAGAGCACAGUGCGAAUCAUAUGGUGGUGAGUGGAGCUUUGAGAGGGCACGAGAAGGCGAUCUUGUGUUUGAUCAACGUGCGUGAUUUGCUUCUGAGUGGGUCAGCAGAUCGGACGGUCAGGAUUUGGAAGCAGGGGGUUCAGGAAAGCUAUUGUUGCGUCGCCGUUCUGAUGGGUCAUCAGAAGCCGGUGAAAAGCUUGGCGGCCGUUACAGAAUCCGAAGCUUCUGAACCGAACAGCGACGUUUCGGUGUUCAGCGGUUCCCUGGACGGUGAGAUUAGGGUUUGGAGAGUUUCUCUCAAGGAAGACGUCGACGCGACCUCAACGACACUUCCGGUGGGCACAGAUGAUCGGCGACGGUGACGGAUAGAAUAUAACAAUGUUAGAAUUCUAAAUAGUAAAUACGAGUACUAUAAAUAAACACAAGUUGCAGAUGGAAACCGGGAGAAAAAAAACAAAAGAAAAUCCCAAGUUGCAUGGUGGGGGAAAAAAAUAUGAAAGGGAUAUAUAAAUGAGAUUUGACAGACGGGCCGGUCUUUAAUUAGGACGUAGCUUUAACCAUUUAUUAGUUUUGAUGGCAAAUUUGUUGAAAUUGCAAUUGAUAUCACUUUGAUUAUUGGUUGUUCUUCAAUUAAUGCUUGUAUCUAUCAACGACGAAUUGAUU